Symbiodinium sp. CCMP2592 is the source of this 447-nucleotide messenger RNA. The record is from the annotation of a GenBank genome assembly. NCBI's taxonomy places the organism in Eukaryota, Dinophyceae, Suessiales, Symbiodiniaceae.
AUGCCCUUUCCGUUUGAGCUGUGUGCGACCAGCCGGGCUCGGAGCGAGGAUGGCAAGUGCAUCAAGUGCGGCCCUAGGUUGUGCUGUGAAGUCAGGCCUGAACAAACAGAGCUGGUGGUGCACCGCACUAUGCCUGGGGUCUCUGUUUUUGCCGAAGCUGCAACCCUUGGCUCUGACGUGGACGAAGUGUUGUCGCACCAUGUCCUGGACUGUUUGCAGGGCAGCUGGUACAGGAAAGCGGAUGGAAUGCACGUAGGCGCAGUAUCUGGCUCGUUUCUUGAGGUCAGCGCCAGCUGGCUGCCCCAUGUGACGACCUGCCGAUUACCUCAAAACAUCACUGACACCUUGAAGCUCUCCGUCGACGGAGAAAGUAUUUAUGGCUGCAUCCGCCUAGAGGCGCAGUACUCUAUUACCUGGAGCAACGGUGAUGUGUGGCUUAAGAAGUGA